This is a messenger RNA of Colletotrichum higginsianum IMI 349063, 942 nucleotides long. Its product is annotated as Conserved mitochondrial protein. The record is from RefSeq and is a predicted model, not a curated record. The transcript is spliced from 2 exons. Bases 1 to 942 code for a protein of 313 amino acids. Lineage: Eukaryota; Fungi; Ascomycota; Sordariomycetes; Glomerellales; Glomerellaceae.
AUGGAUGAUGCGCCCGCAAGUGAUCAAUUGAAACAGAAGAAGAAGAAGGAGAAGCCCAGUAAGAACCGCCAAACAGAAAUCAACAUGUCGAAGCUCUCGCCGUCGCUCAAGGCCCUCAUCAACGCGCCCUUUGCGCGUCCCGGCCAGGCCGCCGCGCCGUCGCACAUUGGCCAAGUCUACCAGUCCAUCGCCCGCGAUGCCGCCUCCAAGAAGGUCGGCGCAAAGCCAUGGCUUGCCAUCUCGGCCGCCGCGACCUUCACCCUCAACUCCCCCGAGUCCCUCGAGUCCCUCUACAGCGUCGCCUCCUCAUCCCCCUCCGGCCGUCCCGACAAGCGCGAGACGGCCGAGUUCAUCCGCGAGAUCGGCCUCAAGUGCAUCAGCUUCAACGGCAUCCCGCGCACCAUCAACUGCCUCAACGCUUUCUACGCCGCCCUCCCCUCGGACGUGACCGCCCAGCUCGAGACGAAGCCGACGCGCGCGCCGACCGCCCAGAACAUCGCCGAUGUCACCGCCCGCGGCCAGGCCCUCUGGGACUCCAUCUACGCCCCCUUCGAGGUUAAGCUGUACGAGAAGCUGGCCCAGUCGCACCCGGACCUGCCCGUCCACAUCCUCAACAGCCACUACGCCGGCCUGCUGUCUGAUCCCAAGGAGCGCGGCGGUCUGGCGAGCGUCGGGCGUGUGCUGACGUCCAUCGUCGCCAUUUCGUGCCUGCGGGCGCAGACGGGCGUCGGCCCGCAGGUGCUGUCGCACGUCUUUGGGCUGAGAAAGGGGCUCGAGGACGGCACCUUCAAGGCGGAUAACCAGGAGGACAUCGAGGGCGCGCAGUGGCUUGCGAGCGACGAGGGCAGCGAGUGGAUUCUCAAGUCGGUCGACACCAUCACCGAGGCGAUUGGAGGGGCGUCGAGGUCCAACUUUGCGCCGGCGAGAGAGUCGAAGUUGUAG